Messenger RNA from Auxenochlorella protothecoides, 318 nucleotides. RefSeq lists its product as hypothetical. NCBI's taxonomy places the organism in Eukaryota, Viridiplantae, Chlorophyta, Trebouxiophyceae, Chlorellales, Chlorellaceae. The coding region runs from base 1 to 318 and encodes 105 amino acids. The record is from RefSeq and is a predicted model, not a curated record. The transcript is spliced from 2 exons.
AUGCACCCCAUAAUACAGGACGAGGACAUUCCCAUGUAUGAUGAUGAGGGGGAGGUGAUCGAGCAGAGCGAUUUGGAUGACACCAUGCGCAACGUCGCUGCCGCCCAGGCGGCUGCAGACGCCUUCAAUGCCGCGCAGACGUCGGUGGUGGCGACCUCAGACCAGAAUGGCCUCAACAGUCUCCGCAAGCUGCAGUCGGUUGACUGCCUUACUGCUGCGGAGGAGAGGGACUCCGAGGACGCUGCUGACCUCGAUCUGGAGUCUGGGGAGUCUGGGCUAGAGUGGGCCCUGGCACGGCAAAUAACCAAUGCUGCCUAG